AUGAAAUCUCAAGGAAAUGAACCCACUUCAUUUACCUCCCCUGAAACUCAAGAAAAUGUUGUAGAAAAUGGUGGUGGUACAAGUACUAGUAAUGUACCACUGGAGGAGGAAGAAUUGAUAUAUGAUGUUGAACUACUUCCCCAUGAUCCGGGAAAAAAAAUGAAUAUAAUGAAUUAUCCCCCAAAUCGAAGAAAUGCGGUAAGGAGAGCUUAUAUUCUAAAAAAACCUUGUCAACCAAAAACUCACAACUUCCCUCAAAGACAAGUAGGAGGUUUGCGUCGUUUUAGUGUGAAUUGGUUCAACAAAUGGGAUUGGCUUGAGUAUAGCAUUGAAAAAGAUGCCGCAUUUUGUUUUGUAUGUUAUUUGUUCAAAGGUGAAGUUGAAAAUAAUAUAGGAGGUGAUGCAUUUGUUGAUGGAGGGUUUAGGAAAUGGAAUAAACCGGAACGAUUUGAGAAGCAUGUUGGUGGAAUUAAGAGUGCUCAUAAUCUUGCGUAUGAGAAGUAUGUGAAUUUAAAAGAUGGGAAAAAUAAAUCAAUUGUGAAUAUUUUUGAAAAGGCAAGUGAGGUAAUUAAAAAUGAAUAUUAUAUUCGUUUGAAUGCAUCUUUAACUUGUUUAAGGUUUCUUUUGGGACAAGGUUUGACAUUUCGUGGCCAUGAUGAAAGUGAUGAGUCUCAUAAUAGGGGUAAUUUCAUUGAGCUAUUGAAAUGGUUAGGAGAAGAGGUUAAGGAACAACUAGCUCUUGUUUUGCGCUUUGUUGAUAGAAAUAGUGGAAAGGUAAUGGAGAGAUUUUUAGGCAUUGUUCAUGUUGGUGAUACUACCGCUUUAUCUCUUAAAGAUGCAAUUAUGUCACUACUUGUGGAAUAUUCAUUGAGCCUAUCUAUGAUUAGAGGGAAAGGGUAUGAUGGGGCUAUUAAUAUGAAGGGUGAAAUAAAUGGCCUUAAGACUUUGAUUAUGAAUGAUACUCCAAGAGCCUACUAUAUACAUUGUUUUGCUCAUCAACUUCAACUAUCACUAGUUGUCGUUACUAAAAGAAAUGAUAGUUGUGGUUGGCUUUUUGAAAUACUUGCAAACUUGUUGAAUGUUGUUGGAGUUUCUUGCAAAAGAAGAGAAAUGAUUCGUAAUAGUCAAGCUCAAGAAGUUGCUCAAGCAUUGGAAGUGGGGGAAAUUUUGAGUGGAUCGGGUUUGAAUCAAGAGCUGGGUUUGAAGAGGCCCGAAGAUACUUGUUGGGGAUCCCAUUACAAGUGUCUUGUAAAUGUCAUCCGCUUGUUUUCUAUAAUUGUUAAGUUACUUGUUCACAUUGGGAAACAUGGUGCAUCGGAAGAUAAGUUUAAAGCUCAAAUUGUUUUAGGACAAUUAGAGUCAUUUGAUUUUAUUUUUGUUGCUUACUUGAUGUUGACUAUUUUUAGUUACACUAAUGAUUUGUGUAUUGCUUUGCAAAUAAAGGAGCAAGAUAUUGUAAAUGCCAUGUGUAGGGAAUAA
Molecule: messenger RNA, 1479 nt
Organism: Chenopodium quinoa (quinoa)
Lineage: Eukaryota; Viridiplantae; Streptophyta; Magnoliopsida; Caryophyllales; Amaranthaceae
Product: zinc finger MYM-type protein 1-like
Exons: 2
Coding region: 1-1479 (492 amino acids)
Source: RefSeq, a predicted model, not a curated record